AUGGAUCCACUGAACAUAACUGUGAAGGUUUCAAAUCUUAUUGAUUUAGACGGAACAGUUGUUCGCGGCUUGUGGUUCAAGCAUGAUUUCUUCACAGACUUAUGUCCAUCAUUUAAUGCUUUAAGAGAAAUGGAAUUCGUUGAUCUUAAGACAUCAUUAAUGUUUGAAUUCCAAACUAGACAAUCAAUGAUUAAUGUUCAUUUAAAUGAAAUGCGAGAAGUUCGUGAAACUUAUGAAAUGAAAAUGGAGGAAAUUCGCAAAGAAGAAGAAAGUCAAAAAAAGUCGAAAAAAGUCCAAGAAAAUGUUAAAGUUGGAAAAGCAAAGAAAAUUGAAGUUGAACCGCCAAUUGUGGAUGAAUCAACGUAUGUUGAUGUUGAAGCUGAGUAUGUCAAUUAUGAAGAUCAACAAAUGGAAAAACAAAUGAAUUGCUUAUCACCAAGGAAUUUUAAUCUAAAAGAACACGAGAUGAACAUGAGGGAAUAUCAAAUUGUUAAAGGAGUUUUCAAGAUUGAAUGUUUUGAUCGACCAUGUCAAUGGACUGACGUUAAUCAGCAAAUGUUUACAAGAGUCAAUGAUGAUUACAAUCUUCUUCAAUAUCAAACAUUUGAACACGAAUAUAGCGAACCAGAAAUAAAACCACAAAGAAAAUCGAUUAUUGAUAAAAACCCUGUCGAUCCUCGUGCUGUUGCACUUGCUGAUCUUAUAAGAGUUGAAAUUAAACUCGAUGAAAAUAUAUUUUGGCCCGAAGUUCCGGUUGUUUGUCGUUGGGAGUUGUGGGAAGAAAGUGAAGAGUUUGAAGCUUUAGACACAGAAACGAAAGACUUUAAUCUGAAUUAUGAUAAAAUUAUGAUGGAAGAAAGUGAAAAGCUUUUCUCGGCUUCCGAACAAAAACAUUGUCUGAGAAUGAAACUUUCAGAUUUUGAUCUGAAAACGGCACCAGAAAACAUCAAAUUAUCGAAUUUAAUUAAACAUUAUAUCGUUCCAAUGAUGCCAUAUGAGUUUCAUUAUUUCAAUGAACAGUUGGAAAUAUUUGAAAAGAAGCAACGAGAAUGGAAACAAAUUUUGCAAGCGAAAAAGAAAAUUUCGGAAAAUGAUGUGGAAAAUCUGAAUUUGAAGGAAAUUUUUACUGAAAAUCUAUCAAAAAUUGACAUUCGAAACAUUACUGUCGAUGAGUUCAAUAAACUUUUCGAUGCGAAGAAUUAUCAACCUCGUGAAUUAUUUCCGAUUAAUUAUCCAGAAUUAAUUGAAAUCAUUCCAAAUUCUGAAUUGGAAAAUCUUUCAGAAGUGAAAGAAAAAGAAAGUUUGGAAGAACUGAUAAGAAAGCAAAAGGAAAGAGAUGACGAUGAUGUCGAUAUUGGACUUCAACGACCACUAAAAGAUGAACCUUUGUUAGUGACGGAACUUCACGAACAAGUCAAUAAAUUGAAAGAAAGUUUGCGUCCAAUUUUCCGGGAAAUUAAAAGAGAAGAAGAUUCAGUCUCGUUCCGUGUGUCAGAUAAAUCUAAACGCCCGCGUUACAGAUCAAAUCGAGCUUCAAUGCUUCGUCGAUCAAUUGCACGAGAUUCUAAGCGACAACAAUCUGAAAGUCCCAAAAGAAGAUCGCAAAGAAGAAGUUCGAGACAAAGACAGUCGAGUAAGGUUCGAACCCGAACAUCAAAACGUGAUGAGGUGGAAUUACCGGAAGAUAAACCUGAAAGAAGUUCUUCAUCUAAAAACCAACAAGAAUCAUCAAAGAAAGUUUUAGUUCCACAUAAUGUUGGUAAAUGGAGCACCAAAUACAUCUACGAGUCAUCUUUCGACCAUGAAUUAAAAUCUGUAGCGUUUUAUUCUGGUCGAUUGGGAAAUUUUGGCUUGGCAACAAGAAAAUAUUGUCAUUUUCCUUUGAAGAAUUGGGAACUUUAUCCAGAAGACGAUCACAUUGUUAUGAAAGUUGAGUCAAGACAUGCAAGCAUUGAAUUUAAGAUCACAAGCGAUGGCUACACUUUCGAUUUUCAUCCUGAUCUGCUUGACUUCCUAAAAGACGAAGGCAAUGAAACAAUAAACAGCGAAGACAACUUUGAAAAGUCGAAAACCAUUUGGUUCAUUCAAGCUCUUCUCAUGAACAUUUGUCCAUUGAGUUUCUCGAAUUGA
Molecule: messenger RNA, 2130 nt
Organism: Clunio marinus
Lineage: Eukaryota; Metazoa; Arthropoda; Insecta; Diptera; Chironomidae
Source: the annotation of a GenBank genome assembly